This is a messenger RNA of Kuraishia capsulata CBS 1993, 1170 nucleotides long. RefSeq lists its product as uncharacterized. The record is from RefSeq and is a predicted model, not a curated record. Bases 1 to 1170 code for a protein of 389 amino acids. Gene Ontology annotation, cellular component: CCR4-NOT complex; P-body; CCR4-NOT core complex. Gene Ontology annotation, biological process: mRNA catabolic process; negative regulation of translation. The transcript has a single exon. NCBI's taxonomy places the organism in Eukaryota, Fungi, Ascomycota, Pichiomycetes, Pichiales, Pichiaceae.
AUGUAUUCCCGGCAGUUGUAUGGGGAUUCACAGCUCCACGCGCAGCUAGCCCAACAAAGACAGUUCACAUUUCAACAACAGCAACAACAACAACAACAGCAGCAGCAGCAGCAGCAGCAACAACAACAGCCACAGCAGGUCAACUCAUCGUAUCCAAUCAACUCUACAGCUGCCAAUACGGCGUUGCUUAUGCAACAACUACAACACACCAUUCCCAACGUUGUUCAGGUUCAACCUAACAACAAUCCACAGACAGCCUCCAUCAACCAGUCUCUUGGCCAGACACUCCCUUCCCAAACCCAGGCAAAGACGAACCAGCUGCUUUCGGCAGGACCGGGUGCGAAUGGUGCUAAAGCCUUUAAUGACGAGAAGGUUUAUACUUGGAUCAUUGAGCUGGUGUAUGGACCAGGUCGCGAACAGGCUCUUUUGGAGCUCGGAAAGAAGAGAGAAUUAUACGAUGAUCUUGCACUUGUUCUGUGGCACUCUUUUGGAGUGAUGACCGCUCUUUUGGAAGAGAUUGUUGCAGUGUAUCCUCUACUAUCGCCACCUCAGUUAACAUCAGCUGCUUCUAAUAGGGUCUGUAAUGCGCUGGCUUUGCUGCAGUGCGUUGCAUCGCAUCCAGAGACUAGAACCCCCUUCUUGAAUGCACAUAUACCGCUGUUCCUCUAUCCGUUUUUGAACACCAACUCGAAACAACGUCCAUUCGAGUACCUCAGACUGACCUCCUUAGGUGUUAUUGGUGCCUUGGUUAAGAACGACACUCCUGAGGUGAUAUCCUUCUUGCUGACAACCGAAAUCAUCCCUUUGUGCCUCAGGAUAAUGGAGUCGUCUUCUGAAUUGUCCAAGACCGUGGCCAUCUUUGUGGUGCAAAAGAUUCUGGUGGACGAUUCUGGACUGAGCUACGUGUGCCAGACCUUCGAGAGAUUCUCCGCAGUGGCUAACGUGCUGAAGCUGAUGAUCGACCAGCUGGUGACAAACCCCACAGUAAGACUCCUGAAACACGUUGUGAGGUGCUAUCUCAGACUCUCCGACAACGCUGAUGCAAAGAAGGCCUUGAAGGAAUGUCUUCCAGAACCACUCCGAGACGGAACCUUUAGCGUUGUUCUUAGAGACGAUGCUGCAACAAAAAGGUGUUUAACACAAUUGUUAUCGGUGAUUUCUCAGGAAUAG